CAGACACCAUCACUGAAGCUGUAAUAAACAGCACAAUCCGCUACACUGAAGUUACAACAGCACCACACUCUGAUGAACACGUUCAUCUGCUGCCCGAGCAAGACAGAUGGAGAGAGACAGAAGUCAUCGCUGAUUGCUAAGCUAAAGCAACUAGCAUCUGAAUAGCACGUAAACAACUGCUGAAUUAGCAGAAUGAAUUAAUAGCUCUGGGUGCUGGAGCAGACUAGUGGAAGUUUAAACCUACAGUAGGCAGUUAGACACUGAUGAAAAAAGCAGCAACAUUAACUGUGUCCAGAUAAAGCAGCAAUGAACUACCAGUAACACAAACUUUGGAGACUGGAGAUGAGACACUACACUGACUGCAGCACAUCAGUAGGUGAACGGUCACCAACUACUAUUACCAAAAAGACAUUUUAUUACAGUAGAAGUAAAAUCACUGUGUAACAAUGUUCUCAGAUAAAAGUACAAAGUGAGUAAGUUAAAAUAUGUCUGAAUAAAUGUGUUGAAUUUUAAAGGGGGAGGGGUAAAACGUGUUAAUAAUAAUAUAUGAUAAAACUAUUAAAUCAUCUUUAGGCUGCCAGGUGUUGCAGUUCCAGGUGAGAACAGCACCGAAAUCAAUCAAUUCAGGCACUUUGUAGUGCACACAAUUGAUCAUUACUAAUAUAUACCUUUCAAAUUACUAACUUAUAUUUAACAUAACCACAGUCCACCUAUUCUGAUGUUAACUUGUAAGUUAUUAUGACAUAUGAUAAUUUCCUAAAGUUUUAGUCUUUGAUCUGUUACUGCAGAUCUUAUAUGAUCUUAUAUGUUAAUAAACCAUUUGAUUGACAGCAUUAAAAGGUCAUCAUUUCUUUGGAGGGGUGGCAGUGUUGUUGCGUCCCUACCAAUGUUGACACCAAACCUGCGCCCUUGAGUUAUACAUUCACUUGCAUUGUACCAGUGGCUCAGCAAGACUUUAACACUGGAUUCUUCUUGGUUCAGACGAGCAGUCUGAGGUUGUGGAGGCAUGAGUGAUGGGGUCAUAUCCAGCUCUGGCGUUCAUCAUGCUGUUUUCAGCAAGUCUCUCCUCCAGUUGUGAUGGUGGAAAAGUGCUGGUGUACCCUAUAGAUGGGAGCCACUGGCUGAACAUGAAAAUCCUGGUGGAGGCGCUUCACUCUCAGGGCCAUCAAAUCACAGUGAUACGUUCCUCCACCAGCUGGUACGUUUCCGAUAUCUCACCCCAUUACACCUCAAUCACCAUCACCCAGGAGCAGUCCCAAAACAUAGAGAGCCAAGACUUCAUGACCUCAUUCUUGAAGAGAUCAAUAGAGAUUCGUCGGAAUAAAGGUUCCCUAUGGGCUUUUCUGGACUUCUAUAGGAAUGUUUUCAACUUGAUAGGGGAGAACCAGCAAGUUGUGGCAAAACUGGUCAUCAGCAUCCUUGAGAAUAAGACACUGGUCAAUGAGCUGAGGGAAACUGGAUAUGAUCUCUUUCUGACUGAUCCUGCAUUUCCAGGUGGAGUGCUGUUGGCACACUAUCUCCAACUUCCCUUGGUUUUCAAUGUGCGCUGGCUUUUCAAUGGAGAGGCGCACUUUGCCAUUGCUCCUUCCCCUUUGUCCUACGUCCCUGAAUUGUUCUCUGAUUACUCUGACAAGAUGGACAUUUUUCAAAGACUCAAUAAUAUAAUCUAUCAUAGCGUAUUGUCUUACAUGUACCACUAUGUCUCAAAUCCGCCUUACCAGGCUGUGUGUGAUAAAUAUUUUGGACAUGAUGUCAGUGUCAUGUCUCUCAUACAGGGAGCAGAUCUAUGGCUAAUGCGGGUGGACUUCACAUUCGAGUUUCCUCGGCCCACCAUGCCCAAUGUUGUCUAUAUCGGAGGGUUCCAGGGUAAACCCUCAAGGCCUCUUCCAACAGAUUUAGAAGAAUUUGUACAGAGUUCUGGUGAACAUGGGGUGGUCGUCAUGACUCUGGGCACCCUGCUGAGCGACCUUGGCCCUGAGAUAUCAGAGAUCAUCGCCUCAGCAUUUGCCAACCUCCCUCAGAAAGUCGUAUGGAGACACAUCGGAGAAAGACCUGUCACAUUGGGAAACAACACUAUGCUGGUUGAAUGGCUGCCUCAAAAUGAUGUACUAGGUCACCCUAAAACCAAGGUUUUUGUCACACAUGGGGGUACUAACGGCAUUUAUGAAUCCAUCUACCAUGGUGUCCCAGUUCUGGGCAUUCCUCUAAUCUUUGACCAGUAUGACAACAUGGUGCGUUUGAAUGCCCGGGGAGUAGCUGAGAUUGUUGAAGUGACAACUUUGGAUGUUGAGUCUCUGACAAUUGCUCUGAAGAAUAUUCUAAACCCAGGAAAGCCCUACAAACAGAAUAUGCUCCAACUGUCACAGCUUCAUCUGGACAAACCAAUAAAACCCCUAGAAAGUGCCAUUUUCUGGAUAGAGUAUGUCAUGAGGCACAAGGGAGCAGCACAUCUGCGCACCGAGUCAUAUAAGUUGCCAUGGUAUGCCUAUCACUGUCUAGAUGUGAUGGCAGUUUUAGUAGCAUUUGGUCUGCUAAUAAUUGCAUCAAUUUGGGUUUCCUGUAGAUGUUUCAUUAGAUGUUUCAUAUGGACCAAAAAGUCCACAUUCAAAUCCAAGAGUGAAUAGAUAAAAGAUGACAAAUAAACAAAUACUUUAACAGUGAGAUAGAACAGCAGUAAUUUACAAUGGUAAAGAAACUACAAAAUACCGACAGGGAACCACAUAAUGAGAUGAAUGAAAAUAAUAGUAAAAUGUGGAAAUGUAGAUUUUAGAUAAAAUUCUUUCACACCUGUAACAUGUCAAAUUAUUUUAUUUUUGCAAAAGAAAAAGCAAAAAAAGAAUUUCACAUAUGUUGAUUAAAAUUCUUCUGAAUUUACAAUGUAAUUUUUUUCUUUUAAUCAUUAAUUUGUAUGUUGCAAUACUUACAAAAGUCACAAAAAUAAAAACUAGUACUAGUCUAUGGUUACUAAAUAUAUUGUUUAAAACAUUGAAAACACAUUUUUAUAUACACAAAACAUAAGAAAUAAAUAAUUUCUUAAGAUUAAAUGAUGGGAAAAUAAUAUGUACAAGGCGCACAAUUUGAUUAUGAGGGAC
This is a messenger RNA of Seriola aureovittata, 3092 nucleotides long. Its product is annotated as UDP-glucuronosyltransferase 2B31-like. NCBI's taxonomy places the organism in Eukaryota, Metazoa, Chordata, Actinopteri, Carangiformes, Carangidae. Gene Ontology annotation, molecular function: UDP-glycosyltransferase activity. The record is from RefSeq and is a predicted model, not a curated record. The coding region runs from base 1014 to 2624 and encodes 536 amino acids. The transcript is spliced from 2 exons.